CUUCCGUUACAUGUGCAUGGGGGGCAAAUGAGUGUUUUGUAACUUUGACAUUGGCUCCCCAUUCCCUAAGAUGCGUUUGCUUAAAUUAAGCUCCGUCCUGCGACAAGGAUGUGUAAAGCAGCUGAAACAGUUCCAAGCAGUUGCGUAUUCCACCAGAAAACUGGGAGAAGUGCAAGAAGAUGUGAGGAUGAUCAGAAACAUUGGAAUCUCGGCUCACAUCGACUCCGGGAAGACAACUCUCACGGAACGCCUUCUGUUUUACACAGGCAGACUAGCUGAAAUGCACGAGGUGAAGGGGAAGGAUGAAGUGGGUGCCAAGAUGGACUUCAUGGAGCUGGAGCGUCAGAGAGGCAUCACAAUCCAGUCGUCGGCCACCUACAUCAUGUGGAGGGACCACAACGUCAACAUCAUCGACACUCCAGGUCACGUGGACUUUACCGUGGAGGUGGAGCGAGCGCUGCGUGUCCUAGAUGGCGCUGUGCUGGUGUUGUGUGGUGUUGGUGGUGUCCAGAGUCAGACAUUCACCGUCAACAGACAAAUGAAGCGCUACAAUGUUCCCUGUCUGGCAUUUAUCAACAAACUAGACAGAACAGGGGCAAACCCAAACCGUGUCCUCUCUCAGUUGAGGUCUAAGCUGAACCACAAUGCAGCGUUCCUCCAACUGCCUAUAGGACUGGAGGCCAACCAGAAAGGAGUGGUUGAUCUCAUACACCAGAAAGCUAUAUAUUUUGGGGACCCUCAGGGAAUAAAUGUCUACGAGGAUGAGAUUCCAGCCGAGAUGAGGGCGGAAGCAACAGACCGCAGACAGGAGAUGAUUGAACACAUCGCUAACGUGGACGAGAAUCUGGGUGAGAUGUUUCUGCAGGAGAAGACACCGACAGAAAUUGAGAUACAGGCAGCCAUCAGGCGGACCUGCAUCGCACGGACAUUCACGCCAGUGCUGCUGGGCACGGCCUUGAAGAACAAGGGUGUGCAGCCUCUGUUGGAUGCGGUCAUACAGUAUCUCCCCAAUCCCUCCCAGGUUGACAACUACUGCCUCGACAACUCCAAGGGGAUAGAGAAAGCCGAUAAGCUGCUGAUGGACUCAUCCAGAACAUACAACAAUCCCUUCAUUGGACUCGCGUUUAAGCUUGAGGCUGGCCGAUUUGGUCAGUUGACGUACAUCCGAGUCUACCAGGGCGGCAUUAAGAAGGGGGACACCAUUAUCAACACACGGACACAGAAGAAGACCAAAGUGUCACGGCUUGUCCGCAUGAAUGCAGAUGAGAUGGAGGAUAUAUCAGAAGCUUACUCUGGAGACAUCUGUGCCUUGUUUGGUAUUGACUGCGCCAGCGGUGAUACCUUUGUAACCAAGGGCAACACACAUCUGUCUAUGGAGUCGAUGUUUGUUGCGGAACCCGUCAUCUCCAUGUCCAUCAAGCCCCUCAAGCAGCAGGAUGUGGACAACUUCUCUAAAGGUAUCGCACGCUUCACGAAGGAAGACCCCACCUUCCGGGUACAGUGGGACAACGACAUCAAGGAGACCAUCGCCUCAGGCAUGGGGGAGCUACACCUGGAUGUCUAUGCUCAGAGACUGGAGAGAGAAUACAAUGCCAAGUGUCAGCUGGGGAAGCCUAAAGUGGCAUUCAGGGAAUCAUUGAUAGGGGAAGUGGAUUUUGACUACUUUCAUCGGAAGCAAACUGGAGGUCAAGGUCAAUAUGGUCGGGUCAUAGGUCUCAUGGAGCCUCUCCCCCCAGAAGAAAACACCAAGGUAGAGUUUGACGAUGAGACAACAGGGACCAAUAUACCCAAGCAAUAUAUUCCUGCCAUUGAAAAGGGUUUCCGAAAGGCAUGUGAGAAGGGUGGACUGUCAGGGCAUAAAGUGGCUGGUGUCCGCUUCAGACUCAAAGAUGGUGCCCACCAUGCUGUAGAUUCCAGUGAACUUGCUUUUACGACAGCAGCUGAAAUGGCUGUGAAACAGGUGUUUGCCGACGGGAACUGGACUAUUCUGGAGCCAGUCAUGAUGGUGGAGGUGAACGCACCCCGGGAGUUCCAGGGUUCAGUCAUGGCGGCCCUCAGCAAGCGCCACGCCCUCAUCACGGGGACUGAUGCUAUAGAGGGGUACUUUACGCUGUAUUGUGAGGUUCCUCUGAAUGAAAUGUUCGGGUAUGCAACAGAACUGAGGUCGUUGACCCAGGGCAAGGGGGAGUUCACCAUGGAGUACAGCCGCUACUGCCCCGCCCUCCCCGAGACCCAGGAGGAGCUGGUGCUGGAGUACGAGCAGGCGCAAGGGGGACAUGGGGACAAGAAGAAGAAGCGGAACUGAUGACGUGGAUCUAGGAAAUGUAUAUAUGUGUGUGUGUGUGUGUGUGGUAUGAUAGGACAGACUGAGAUGAGGGGCGGUGGGGUAGCCUAGUGGUUAAAGCGUUGGCUGGUCACGCCGAAGACCCGGGUUCGAAUCCCCACAUGGGUACAAUGAGUGAAGCCCUUUUCUGGUGUCCUCCGCCGUGAUAUUGCUGGAAUAUUGCUAAAAGCGGCGUAAAACCAAACUCAGUCAGUCAGUCAGACUGAGAUGACAGACUUUGGUUGGCCAGUCCAGGUGUGUGUUGGCUCUAGAGUAGGCAUGGUUCACAGACUUGUAGCUGGUCUGUUUAGAACUUACUGAGACGGAUUCGUUGUUGACUUUGAACGGUUCUCCUUUUACCCAGCUUUACUAGUGACCACUGAAGGAGCAUGUUUAAUCUGGAUAUACUGGAGACUUCAAGGAGCACAAAUUAUGCAACUGUAUUGGUGACUUCAGUAUAGGGCACCUGUUAUGAAGGUAUACUGUAAACAUAUCGAACAGACACUUGUUACGAAGGCAAACUGGAAGGUCAUUGAAGGGGCACCUGUUGCACUACUAUAUUGUUUCAUGCGGAGAACUGUUGAUAUGUAAACAGGGUGGAAAAAGGGGAUGUCGUGUCAGGCAGUUGCAGAUGAGUCCUUCCAAAUGUGAUCAAUACAUCAAGUGUGAAGUGUUUUAUGUACCUGGACAAUGAAAUGGGAUGUGGACAAGGACAGCAGUCAGUCUGGGAACUUGCCUCCAUGUUGGUUUGCACAUGAUAUAUAACUGGUGUGAGCAUACAUAUUGCUCAUAGACUGGACUCUCUCAU
Molecule: messenger RNA, 3131 nt
Organism: Haliotis rubra (blacklip abalone)
Lineage: Eukaryota; Metazoa; Mollusca; Gastropoda; Lepetellida; Haliotidae
Product: elongation factor G, mitochondrial-like
Biological process (GO): mitochondrial translational elongation
Cellular component (GO): mitochondrion
Molecular function (GO): GTPase activity; GTP binding; translation elongation factor activity
Source: RefSeq, a predicted model, not a curated record